This is a messenger RNA of Stegostoma tigrinum, 4989 nucleotides long. RefSeq names its product TCDD-inducible poly(ADP-ribose) polymerase (gene tiparp). Bases 250 to 2274 code for a protein of 674 amino acids. The transcript is spliced from 6 exons. Lineage: Eukaryota; Metazoa; Chordata; Chondrichthyes; Orectolobiformes; Stegostomatidae. The record is from RefSeq and is a predicted model, not a curated record. Gene Ontology annotation, molecular function: zinc ion binding; NAD+ poly-ADP-ribosyltransferase activity.
GAGUGACGAAACCUCCCUGUCGCUACUUAAAGGUCGGCAGCUCAGUGACGGGAGGUGAAUGUUGCGCUUCCCGGUUCUGCUUAAACUAGGUUCUAACGCAGUCCCUGUUUGAUCACAGCGCCUGAUGAGAGCGGCGGUCCUCACUCCAUUGCUAAGGCCGAAGCGAACGGCUCCGCUCCCCCAGUGUGACGCUCAACUGAUCGGGGCCAAGCAGGUCAGAGAGUCCGGGUCGUGCACAGUGACCGCAGUAUGGAGAAGAGUUUACAUGUGUGUGGGCUACGGGCAGCCGGCGCCAAGCAGCCUCCCACCGAGCUGGAGUGCUCCAGAUCUGCAGCGGGUACCUGCCCCUCCGAGCUGACUCUCUCCUGCAAAGUGCUGCCGCUUCUCAAUACUUUCCUCAAGAAGAAACACGCGCAGAGGAAGUUGGAGGUGAGGAAUCACCGAGCGCUCGGGUUAAUCCUCACCAGCUUGUUACGGUCGGACAGAUUGGGCGACGGGGUGUUACUUUGCGGCAGCUGCGUAGAAAAUCGGACCGGUUUGUUUGAAUCUCUGAAAAAAGACUCGAAGGAAACUCGAGCGUGCCCGAUGUCAGGAAAUGAUGUUUCCACCCUAAUGCCAUCUGCGGGAAGUCCUGGCCAGAUGCGACCGCUGCCGGCGCUGGAACACGAUAGCCCGGAAACUCGGCUCCCAGCUGAUCGGUCCUUUGCCACAGAAGCAUCAGCCAUUAUCUCCACGGCUGCACACUCGCUCUUCCAGAACGCAACUUGCUACUCCACCCAAGAUGCCAUCACCACAGAGCGCUGUAACACCACAGCUCAGCCUCCUGUCGACAACUUCUGUCAGAACCCCCCCUCUCAUGAUCUGCUGCCCCAGGUGAAAGUUGAGAAAGAUGCAAAGACUGGCAUUUUCCAGGAUAAGAGCGAGGAGGCAUCCAUUGACCUUGUCUUUGAUCUUUUGACCCAGUUACAGUAUCACACCCAUCAGGAAGAUGGGAUAGGAAUAUGUGACGAAUUUUUGCAGGGAAUUUGUGUUUAUGGGAAUGACUGUCUGAAACAUCACACAGUUCUACCCUAUCAUUGGCAGCUGAGAAAUAUAAUAACACAGACUUGGCAGGCAGUGUCUGAUGAUGCACAAGAACAUUUAGAAAGACUGUACUGCAAUCCUGAAAAUGACCAAGUCAAACUUCAAUACCAGGGUCGUGUUUUCUCACUGGAUUUUAACUUGAUGACCGUUUAUGAUGUAGAAUUCAACCAAGUGAGGAGAUUGUCCACUGUUUCCAUGGCAAAUUCCAGCUCUCAAUUCCACACAGUUUGGAAGUACUAUUGCAGGGAACACUUUGGCUGGAGAGAGUAUUCUGAGGCUGUUGUUCAGUGUAUUGAGGAAGCUUCAUCCCGUGGCAUGAGUGAGAUCUGCUUUGUUAUGCAGCAAAACAGAUAUAUCCUGAAUUUAACGGAGGGCUUUCAGCAGAAUGCUGUAUUUGGUACUCGGCGACGAAUCACUCGACGACCCUUGUUUUGCUCUCGUGUAAUGCUGUUACCUUGUUUACAGACUCUAGCUGGUACAUUGGGCAGUCUCUCAAAAUUACCAGAUGGGUCAGUUGCUCCACAAGUCAGCUUUCCUGCUGUCUCUUCCCAUGCAAAACACUAUCCUGAAACGUGGAUUUCAAUGGAACUAUCGGAAGAUUUCAUUCAAGUGCCUGUCUCCAUCGAAGAUAAGAGCUAUAGAACUGUGUACAAUCUUUUCCACAAAACAAUACCAGAAACCAAAUUUAGGAUUUUAAAUAUACUGAGGGUACAAAAUCCAUAUCUUUGGGAAAAAUAUAAAAGGAAAAAGGAGUACAUGUCACGAAAGAUGUCUGAAAUGGACAAGAUCCUUAAUGAAAGACACCUAUUUCAUGGAACCUCCCAGGAUGUAGUUGAUGCCAUCUGUAAACAUAACUUUGACCCCAGGGUGUGUGGAAAACAUGCCACGAUGUUUGGUCAAGGCAGCUAUUUUGCCAGAAAGGCAAGCUAUUCUCACAACUUCUCAAAGAAGUCCCAAGAAGGUGUUCAUUAUAUGUUUUUAGCAAAAGUCCUUAUAGGGAAGUAUACGUUGGGCAAGCCUUCAAUGCGGAGACCACCACCACAGUCCCUUACUGACCCUUCCAGUGACUUGUAUGAUUCAUGUGUGGAUAAUCUGCUGGAACCUCAGAUUUUUGUCAUCUUUAAUGAUGACCAGAGCUUCCCCUACUUCAUUAUUCAGUAUGAGGAAGUUGGAAGUAUAGUCACUGUUUGAUGGACAAUGAUUUAACAGUUAUUACAAACAAAGACCUGGAGAUGCUACAAUGAACUUGUCUACACACUAUAGACUUUGAGGUCUUUAUAAAUGGAGUUAGAGAAACUACAUGACUCUCUCAAAUGACCACCUGAUGUGAGACUACUGGAUUUGCAGUUCCUUGACCAGUGUAAAUAGUAUAAUACAUUGCCUUGAAAAUAUUCAGAUGUUUAUGUGCCUCUGUUUGUGAAUGAGUGUUUAUUUAUAUCAGGAAAAAAUGUUGCCCAUUUUUAAUUCUGAAAUAUUUGAGAAAGUUGUAUACUUGACCUGAAUACAGCAGUUUUAUUUUUGAAUUGUCAGAAGCUGAAGUUGUGAAAUUAAAUGUUGAGCACUUUUUUAAACCAAAGUUUUAUACUGAAAGACAUUGCUCGUGAUCUCAACGGGGUGAAGCAACUGCCACAAAUACAAGGGAUGAGUGCAUUAUGCUUACCUUACUUGCAGUAGAUAAAAUUUGCCACAACAGUCAUGUUGUUCGCCACAAGAAAGGAAGUCCUUGCCGUGAGAAAGAACCAACUGAGCCUUUCUCAGCUAUAAAUUGUGGUGACUGCACUCUUGAUCUCAUUGACACAUUCUUCACUUCUCUAUCUUCUCUAACAAUUUUCUUGGUCCAACUUUCUCCUCCACUGAUAAAUUGAGACCAACAUUAUUGCUGUGUGAAAAACACAGAACUGUACAGGUACAUUUGUGUAAUUCAUCAUUUUGUAAAUCAAGAGGAAAUAAAAGUUAAAAGCAAAAACAUCCCGUUAGUGAGUAGCAAAUACCAUUUUUAAUCCUAAUUCCUCUUACUGUGAACUAAAGUAGUAAUGAGAAGACUGCAUAACCCUUCAAAUAACAAUGUUGACCUGCAGUGGUGACGUGUAUUAGGUUUAUAGUGUAAAACCGAAAGGAAAGGUUUUGAAAGACUGUUUUAGAAUCAUUUGGCUGGAGAAACUUUGUGCUGUGAAAUAUUCUCCAUACUCUUUGCUUUGACCCCACUUUCAGUAACCUGAAGCAAACCUUCCCUUGAAUCUGGUUGACAAUGAGGUGUAAACAUUACAUUGCAUCAUGGGAGCAACUGUCUGUCAGGAAACCAAUUACACCACUUCCCUUAGCCUAUUGAAGGCAGACACAUGGCUAUCAUGUCCUGGCAAAAAUGUUCGGCCAGCAACAGUUGAAUUUUGAGAUCUGCCUGAUUCUAAUGCAAUACUGUCUCUCAUUACAGUGAAAUAAUUAUUCCAAAAUUGGCUUCAUGACUUGCAGCAGUCAGUAGUAGCUGCUUAAAAAUAGUUUUUUUAAAAAAGUGUUGAUGUGCAUAGGCAUGCAUAUUCUUACCUGUCCUAGGACCUUUGACAAUAGAACAGGAGGACAUCUGUUGAACAUGUUCCUUUAUAGGCACUUUGUGCAAAGUGAACAGCUGUGACUAUUAAAGACUAAACCCCAUAAUUUGAUUUCACUUAAGAGUUAGAAUUUGGUAAUAAUUGCUUUUAUAAACUUGAAAAAUAAAGGCACACAAAAGCAAAGUACAGAAGUCUAAUAUGCUAAAACAAAGUUUGAUCCCUGACUUUUAAAAAGUAUGAAUUUCUCCUAUAUUUGGGAUAUACUGUAAUUAUAGUUGGCACCAUACAAGAUCAAAAAGCCAGAGUUGCCAAUAAAACAAAAGGAUCAGGGAUGAAAUCAUUACUGGUUUGAGGAACAGCAUCUGUAUUGACUUUUAAAAAUGGGUAAUUGCAGAAGAGCACAAAUGAGAGAAAAUGUACAAUCCUUUGGUUUUGAUACAUUUUACCAAUUUACAUGUCACUUAAGCAAAGGCUAAGUCCACAUCCUGUAUUUGGUUAAGUUGAUUAUGUAUUUAUUGCCAGUGAAUUGAGUCUAAAAUUGAGACUGAUAUAAAACUGCAGGUAGAUCUGUGCAUGUAUAUUGUUAAAUUCGGUUUCAGACUGAAAUUACACUGCUUUGAAACUUGAAUAACAUCGCUGUUUUUUUUAAGCUGUGAUGAGAGAGCACCUUUAUCAUGUUGAUGACAAAUUCUUCUAUUUGAUCACCCUUCAUAUAGUAGAGAAAAUAAUUUGAUUUGUCAGUUAAGUAUAGAUAUAAUAGGAAACAUCUCCCUAUUUUUAUGUGAAACUAAAAGAAUUGGCCAUUAUUGUAUGCAUUACUCCUUUGAUAUUACAGCACUUAAUAUUGGAUGAAACACCAAUUUUUAAUUGUGUUUGCCUUAAAUUCUACCGAAUACUCUAAUUUCUGUACAGAAAUAGGCUUGUGACUUCUUAUGACCACAAUUUGCCACAAACCAAUGGAUGGAUUAGUGAAUUAAUUUGUCACAUUACAGCACAAUUAGUUCCAUUAUUAGGUGCAUUUGUUGAAAUGCAUGUCAACUAAGUGUUUGUCUUAAAUAUAUUUAAGGGUUUUUUCCUUCCUGUUUCUAAUAAGCCUGCAACGGUGCAAGAGGGAGUUUUCCCAAUUUAUGUAUUGGGAAAGAAAAAAGAAAUCUCAUCCUCAAUGCCAAAUGCGUGGCCCUUUCAAAGGGAACAAGCCAAGUUUUAACUCAAGUAAACAAAUUUUCAUUUCGUUUAAUAACUCUUCCAAGAACUCUAGAAUUAUUGUAUACCAUUUGACGACACUGAGCUGUACUUACUGAGUCAAGUGACUUUUUUUUUUUUAAAAAAAUGAAAUAAAAUUAGCCAUCUUAUUUCCUGA